Closterium sp. NIES-65 is the source of this 984-nucleotide messenger RNA. NCBI's taxonomy places the organism in Eukaryota, Viridiplantae, Streptophyta, Zygnematophyceae, Desmidiales, Closteriaceae. The record is from the annotation of a GenBank genome assembly.
AUGAAAGAUACCGGUACAGAAUACCCUGAACCCUUCUUUGAACUCGAGACCUCUGAGCCCUGGAAACGGUACACUCUAGGUGCGCUGCAAGCCGCCUCCCUCGCGCCCUUCACGCUGCUGCUCGUACUAUGGAACAUGGGGAGAGCAAUAUGCGGGCGACCGACAAUCCUUCUCCUGGUUAUCAAUGGCAACGAGAGGCGUGGUGGGGCGGAGCCUCCUGGUCGGCUUAGGUAUGCGGGCGACUUACAGUCCCUCUCCUGGUUCUCCAUGGCAGCGGGCGGCGUGGUGGGAAGUCUCCUAGGCGGCCCGGCUUUGAAGACGCUGCAGCCACACGGCAUUUCGCAUGGCAACCGCAUGAAUGGUGGCAGUGAGAGUGAGGAGAGCGGCGAGCUGAGGGAGUGGGAGCAGGUGGUACCAGAGCAGGUGGUACCAGAGUAUCAAGAGGAGGAGGAGAGUGUGGAGGGCAAAGGGAAGGAAAGGGGCAGUGAUAUAUUAGGACCCUCUGGGGGUGAUUCUAAUGACAAGUAUCAAGAAGCUAUAGUGGCGAGGAAGAAGGAUGGAGAACAAGAAAGAGGUGGGGGCGAGGAGGGUGGAAAAAAGGAGGAGGGUGGGGGCGAGAAGAGUGCAGCAAGAGAGCAGAGCAUUGGGUUGAGACAACGGAGAGGCAGAGAGGGGGGUGACAGGGAAGGAGGGAAGGGAAAUGCAGUUGAGACUGGAAGGGCGGAAGGAGCAGAGGAGGCGAGGAAGAGGAGAAGUGAGGAGAGAAGUAGAAGGAAGGCAGUAGGGGGGUUGGGGAGGGAGGUGCUCAAUCUGGUGAUGGUUCUGUGGCAUGCUGUCAUGUCUCCAGAGAUCUUAUGGCCCAUGGCAUGGUUCAUGAUAUCAUGUACAGUCGUGCCUACCAUAACGUCCUCCCGCUUCUACUUCCACACCAACCGUCUGCACCUCGACAUCUCCUUUCUUGGCUCCACUAAGGUCAUUGGCUAG